Catharus ustulatus (Swainson's thrush) is the source of this 3433-nucleotide messenger RNA. It is a transcript of the gene NOX5, whose product is annotated as NADPH oxidase 5. Bases 269 to 2986 code for a protein of 905 amino acids. The transcript is spliced from 17 exons. Gene Ontology annotation, biological process: superoxide anion generation; defense response. Gene Ontology annotation, cellular component: NADPH oxidase complex; plasma membrane. Gene Ontology annotation, molecular function: calcium ion binding; superoxide-generating NAD(P)H oxidase activity. NCBI's taxonomy places the organism in Eukaryota, Metazoa, Chordata, Aves, Passeriformes, Turdidae. The record is from RefSeq and is a predicted model, not a curated record.
UUUAAUCCAGUCUACCCCGAGAUCCUGGGGAUGUUUGGAAUUUUUCGGGCUCCAGUUUGAUGCUCCAGCAGCUCCUCCCGGUUAUUCCCGGCGGGAUCCGGGGGUUCAGCUCCUCUGGAGUGUGGGAAUCGGGAAUGUUUCAUCCCUGGAUCUGCUCCUGACAUUCCCAUGGCAACCUCGUCCCAGGCGGAUUUCUUCCGGAGGGAAUAAAAGGCUGGAGGCUGGAAAAGACAUUCCCGGUGUGCUCCUGACGGGCAGGAGUUCGGGAAUGGAGCCCCUGAACGGCGGCUCCAGUGGGAAAUCCCUGCUGGAUCCAUCGGGCUCCUUGGGAACGCCACAGGCUGUUCCAGGAUUUCCCUUUGGAAUCGUCCCAGACCACUGCAGGGAUCGCUCCGGAGCCAUGGGAGCGGCGGCGGACGCAGAGUGGCUGCGCUGGGUGAGCAAACAGUUUGGGAAUGUGGCUGGGAAGGAGAAGGAAAUCAGCCUGGAAGAGUUCAAAUCCGCCCUGCAGGUCAAGGAGUCCUUUUUUGCCGAGAGGUUUUUCGCGCUCUUCGAUUCCGACGGGAGCGGCUCCCUGAGCCGGGAGGAGCUGCUGGGAUCUCUGCGCCGGCUGCUCCGUGGGAAUUCCACGGAAAAGCUCCGGUUCCUCUUCCAGGUGUACGAUGUGGAUGGCAGCGGCUCCAUCGAUGCUGAGGAGCUGCUCCUGGUGCUCCGGGGGUGUCUCCGGGAGAGCUCCCUGGCCCUGCCCGAGGAGCGGCUCCGAGCCCUGAGCCAGGCCCUGCUCCAGGCCUUGGACCGGGAUCGCAGCGGCUCCAUCACCUUCCCCGAGCUCCAGGAGCAGCUGGAGGCGUUCCCAGAGCUCCUGGAGAACCUGAGCAUCAGUGCUGCCAGCUGGCUGAAGCCUCCCAGUCCCAGUCCCGCUGAGCACUGGUUGUGCUGCUUUUCCCGGGAAUCCUGCCGGGACCAGCGGGCCGGGCUGUGCUGCUUUUCCCGGGAAUCCUGCCGGGACCAGCGGGCCGGGCUGUGCUGCUUUUCCCGGGAAUCCUGCCGGGAGCAGCGGGCCGGGCUGUGCUGCCUGGGGUCCUGGCUCGCCAUCUCGGCGCUCCUGCUCGCCCUGGGGGCCCUGGGGCACCGAGAGCGCGGCCCCGCCCUGGCGCUGGCCCGGGGCUGCGGGCAGAGCCUCAACUUCAACUGCGCCCUGCUGGCCGCCCUGGUGCUGCGCCGCUCGCUGACCUGGCUGCGCCGCUCGCCGCUGGCCGCGCUGUUCCCGCUGGAGCUGCACCUGCGGGGCCACGAGCGAGUGGCGCACCUGGUGCUGGCCCUGGCGACCGCGCACGGCGGGGCGCACCUGGCACACGCGGGCGUGGCCCGGCGGGACUGGCCGGUGGCCCUGGGCGAGUACCUGCGCUGGCCCCGGCCGGGGGCGGGCGGCGUGGGCGGCUCUGCCCCGCAGACCGGGCUGGCCCUGCUCGCCCUCCUGCUCGCCAUGCUCCUCUGCUCCAGCCCCUGCGUGCGGCGCGGCGGCCACUUCGAGGUUUUUUACUGGAGCCACCUCUCCUACAUCUCUGUGUGGUUCCUGCUGCUCCUGCACGGUCCCCACUUCUGGAAGUGGUUCCUGAUUCCCGGCUCCCUGUUUUUCCUGGAGAAGGUUCUGGGCUGGGUGUGGCGCCGGGCGGGGGAUCUGCACAUCCUGGAGGCCAAGCUGCUGCCCUCCAAGGUGACCCACCUGGUGAUCCAGAGGCCGAAAUCCUUCCGCUUCCAGCCGGGGGAUUACGUCUACCUGAACGUCCCGGCCAUCGCCGCCUACGAGUGGCACCCCUUCUCCAUCAGCAGCGCCCCGGAGCAGCCAGAAACGCUCUGGCUGCACAUCCGGGCGCGGGGCCAAUGGACCACCAAGCUCUACGAGUACUUCCAGCAGCUGGAAUCGCACGGCCCGGAGCCGAAUCCGCCCGGGAAGAGCCGCAGGGAGCACUGGGAACAGGUGGGAUUGUGGGAUUGGGAUCAGGGCAAAGGGAUGGGAGCAGCUGGAUGGGGAUGGAUCCCAUGGGAUCAUCCCAGUUCGAAGCUGGGGAAUCCCUCAGGAUGGACAUUCCCUGCUUGUCCAGCCUUGAAGGAUUGGUGUCCCAUGGAAUGGGAUUGGGGGUGGAUGGAUGGCUGGCAUGGACCCUGGGACCAGGGAGACCCUGCGGAGCUGCAGCGUCAAGCCCUGCCCCACUGGAAAACUCCCGUCCUUUCCCACCCACUCCUCGCUCCCACAAAACCCUGGGAAUUCCCAAAUCCCAUGAUCCCUUCUCCUCUACCUGGGAGCUGUUCCAGCACCUGGAAGUGCUGGAUCUGUGCCGAGUCUGGAUCUCUCCUGAGCCGGGAUCUCUCCCAGUGCUUCCUGGAUGGUCCGUACGGAACUCCGAGCCGGCGGAUCUUCACCUCGGAGCACGCCGUUCUCAUCGGAGCCGGCAUCGGCAUCACGCCCUUCGCCUCCAUCCUGCAGAGCAUCAUGUUCCGGUACCGGCGGCGGAGGCAGAGCUGCCCCAGCUGCCAUUUCACCUGGAACGAGGAACGGCGGGAUGAGGAGAUGACGCUCAGGAAGGUGGAUUUUAUCUGGAUCACGCGGGAUCAGCAGCACCUGCAGUGGUUCCUCGGCCUCCUGGCCCAGUUGGAGUCGGAGCAGGCGGAGCUGGAGCCGGGAGGAAAUUUCCUGGAGCUGCACCUGUACAUGACCUCGGCGCUGGGCAAGGGGGAUGUGAAGGCUCUGGGGCUGCAGCUGGCCCUGGACCUGCUGGCAGCGCAGGAAAAGCGGGAUUCCAUCUCCGGGCUCCGCAGCCGCACCCAGCCCGGCCGCCCCGACUGGGCCAAGGUGUUCGGGAAGGUGGCGGCGGAGCGGCGCGGGAAGGUCCAGGUGUUCUUCUGCGGCUCCGCGGGGCUGGCCAAGGUCAUCCACGGGCACUGCCGGAGCUUCGGCUUCCGCUUCUCCAAGGAAAACUUCUGACCAGGGCCUCGGAUUCCGCUUCUCCAAGGAAAACUUCUGACCAGGGCCUCGGAUUCCGCUUCUCCAAGGAAAACUUCUGACCAGGGUUCUUCCUGCCCGUCCGUGUCCGGCAGCCGAUCCCGCCGCAUCCCAGCCCGGAUCCUGCUGGGCUUUGGGAAAGAUUCCUUUGGAUCUGAGGAAUAAAUGAGGGAAAGAUGGGAAUGUUUUCUUUGGAUUUGAGGAAUCAAAGAGAUGGGAAUGUUUCCUUUGGAUGUGGGGAAUAAAGGAGUAAAAGAUGGGAAUAAUGUGUUCUUGUGUUCUUUGGAUUUGAGGAAUAAACCAGGGCACGAUGGGAAUGUUGGAGCUGAUGGAAGCAAUUCCAGCUCCUUGGCAAAACCAAGGAAAAACUGGGAUGGAAAUCGGUGUCCAAGAGGUGCUGCUCCCUCUAGUCCUGGAUCUGCACUGGAC